UGCAACAAACAAAAAUCACUAGUCAAUCCAAUACUCCAAAUCAAUAUAUAUAUAUAUGAGAAAAAUAGUCUCCCUUGCCAUGAAAAGUGUAAAAAAGGCCAUCCAUCCAGCCUUGAUCAGUCAUCACCACCAUUGAUGGAUAUUCACAAAGCAUUCCACAUGAAGGGAGGAGUUGGAGACAACAGCUACUCCAAGAACUCUUCACUUCAGAAAAGAGUGGCUGACAAGGUGAAGCAUGUAACCACGGAGGCCAUCCAACAAGUAUUCAUAACCAAGAAGCCCAAGAGCCUAGGCAUCGCCGACCUCGGUUGCGCCUCCGGCCCCAACGCCCUCUCCAUCAUAAAACAAGUGGUGGAAGCAGUCGAAAGCGCCAGCCGCGCCAUCCAACAACCGCCACCGGAAUUCCGCAUCUAUCUAAACGAUCUCCACACCAAUGACUUCAACACCAUAUUCCAAGGCUUGCCCGAUCUCUACAAAGAGCUCAACCGAGGAACAAAGCAGCAGCCGCCUCUCUACAUAGCGGCGUGCCCGGGCACUUUCUACGGACGCCUCUUCCCCGAGCGCAGCCUGCAUUUCGUCUACUCCUCCAACAGCCUCCACUGGCUCUCGAUGGUGCCACGCGGCAUCUACGACGGAGAGGGGCGGUCGAUGAAUGGAAAGAGCAUAUACAUAUCAGAGAGAAGCCCUCCGGCGGUGAGGAGAGCUUACUUAGAGCAGUUUCAAGAGGACUUUUCGUUGUUCCUCAAGUCGCGGUCGCGGGAACUUAUCCACGGUGGCCGGAUGGUCCUCGUGAUGUUGGGAAGGACAGCCUCCGACCACACCCACUGUGCAAAUUUAUUCUUGUGGGAACUUCUCUACCAAUCUCUAGCGCAUCUCGUUGCUCAGGGUGAAGUUGAGGAGGAGAAGCUGGAGAGCUACGACGUGCAUUUCUAUGCGCCAUCGAAGGAGGAGUUGGAAGACGAGGUGAGGAAGGAGGGUUCGUUCCGAACGGAGAUGGUCGAGGUGUUUGAAAUGGAGAGGGCCGACAUGAGUGGGAGCUACGGGACGGCGGUGGCGAAGGCUGUGAGGUGUAUUCAAGAAUCGAUGUUGGCUCACCACUUUGGGGAGGGGAUCUUGGACAAGCUAUUCCACCACUACGCCGCAUUGAUCGAUCAAGAAUCGGCCAAAUGCGAUGUUAGAUCCACUACCGCUGUCCUCCUCCUCACCAAAUUAUGACUCCAACUUCUUCAAGUAAUCUAUGUUUUUAUAAAGGCUAGGUUGUUGUUUCAUUAGAUAUAAUAUGCACGUUAUUUUAAUUAAAUUAGGGAAGUCUCUUGUAUGUCAUGUAGAAAGUGGAUUGAUUUUAUCUUUUUAAGUUGGCUCAAUUUGGAAGGUUGUGUUAGAUUAUUAAAAUA
Messenger RNA from Salvia splendens (bonfire salvia), 1394 nucleotides. Its product is annotated as probable methyltransferase TCM_000336. The coding region runs from base 136 to 1215 and encodes 359 amino acids. NCBI's taxonomy places the organism in Eukaryota, Viridiplantae, Streptophyta, Magnoliopsida, Lamiales, Lamiaceae. The transcript has 3 exons. The record is from RefSeq and is a predicted model, not a curated record. Gene Ontology annotation, molecular function: methyltransferase activity.